GGUUUGACAUUCAAGUAAUGUCAGUUUCAAAGUCAACAAACUGGAGUCGAACAUACAAUAAAAAUCAGAGUCUUUGCCCAUAAAAACGUAAUUCCAUCACGCGACAACUAUUCAGCCUGCUUGAUUAGCUUGUGGAAUGGGUGAUAGAGACUGGCGUCCAUUUAUUUAUGGAGGUGUAGCAUCAAUUUUUGCAGAGUUCGGGACGUUUCCCAUAGAUACAACCAAGACACGAUUACAAAUUCAAGGACAGAAAAUCGACCAACAAUUUACGAAACUCAAGUACCGGGGCAUGAUAGAUGCCUUCAAUCAAAUAUCACAACAGGAAGGUGUGAGAGCACUGUAUUCCGGAAUCUCACCGGCUGUCUUAAGACAGGCUACAUAUGGAACGAUCAAAUUCGGAACGUAUUACACAUUGAAAUCGAUUGUAACCGAACGAGGACUGUUGCUGGACAAAAAUGGCGAUGAGCGAGUGAUUGGGAAUAUUUUGUGUGCGGUGGCUGCCGGUGCCAUUUCGAGUGCAAUUGCCAAUCCGACAGAUGUGCUCAAAGUUCGUAUGCAAGUGCAUGGACGGGGUACCGAACAAAUGGGAUUGUUCGGUUGCUUCAGGCAGAUUUAUCGAAUUGAAGGCGUGACGGGAUUGUGGAGGGGAGUUGGCCCAACCGCACAAAGAGCCGCCGUAAUUGCAGCUGUCGAACUACCCGUGUAUGAUUUCUGUAAAUUUCACUUGAUGGAAGUGUUUGGCGAUCAUGUGGCCAACCAUUUUAUAUCAAGCUUUGUAGCUAGCUUAGGAAGUGCAAUUGCUUCGACCCCCAUAGAUGUGAUAAGAACGAGACUUAUGAAUCAAAAAAUUUUAUCGAGCACAGGGAAUCAGUUAACGGCAGCAUCUCACACAAUUUACAAUGGGAGUGUAGACUGUGCGGUCCAGACAGUGCGCAACGAAGGUUUCGCUGCCCUUUACAAAGGUUUCAUUCCCACAUGGGUUCGAAUGGGUCCUUGGAACAUCAUUUUCUUUAUAACGUACGAACAAUUGAAAAAGUUUUACUAAAACCACUCCGUAUACCCUCGUCUCGUUUAAGAAAAAGACACAAACGCUUAACGUACACACACCAACAACUACAACACUAUUCGACGCUGGUUAUUUUUCUUUCAAAAAUAUUUAUUUCAAACGGUCUUUGGUUUCAUUGGAUAGGUAAAUUAAUAGUUUUCUGCGACCUUUCACUAUGUGUUCUGAUGUGAAGAGUGAACACAAGAAAAAAAAAUUCGAAUUUUUAGAUUCAUUUUAGUGUAAUACCCAUCGAUGUUCAGAUUUACGUAAGUCGGUGGAACUUAUGAGAUCAUUUUAGUUUUACGAG
This is a messenger RNA of Bradysia coprophila, 1352 nucleotides long. RefSeq names its product uncoupling protein Bmcp mitochondrial. Gene Ontology annotation, biological process: transmembrane transport. NCBI's taxonomy places the organism in Eukaryota, Metazoa, Arthropoda, Insecta, Diptera, Sciaridae. The record is from RefSeq and is a predicted model, not a curated record.